AUGUCCUUCAACCCAAGACAGCACCAAAGGGCUGUUUCAGACACCGAGCCAAUUACCUACACCCCAAAAACAGGAAAACCGAGCAGAGGGCUGAAAGGGAAAAGAGUCCAUUUCUGUGAAUUCCCGGGAUGUGGAAAGCGCUUCUCAAGAGCUGAACAUGUGCGCGGUGAUAAAGUAGACGCAUAUUCAGAAAACGCCCGCAUUGAUGCUCACAUUCGAUCUAGCCCAGAAACAAUCGCUUCAGAACCACAGGGUUUAUUGCCCUCUAUACCAUUAAACCAACAACACACGUCUAUGCCGACCGUUUCUCAAGAAGCGAAUUUAAUGUCAAUCGGCUCCCUUGUGCAACCUGGUACAGAGCAUCCUUUCGCGAAUGAUUAUUCUAUGCCAACCCAUGGAUCGCCCUAUAAAAUGACCUCUACGGCUUCCGAUUGGACACCUCCGCAGGAAAGGAUCUCUUCCUUACAGAUGCUGCCUAUCUCCCUUGAAGGUGAUGCCCUUCAGACAGUAGGUGAACCUUCCCUUCAUUGGCGCUAUUGGGGAACUAGGAUUAACGUUCUGUUAGCCCUACCCGUACCAAUACCCUUCACCCGAGUGGAUGGGAAUGAGUGGCAUGCCUUGCAACACGAACUUGAUUCCUCCCCCAGUGUCGCUUUCCGAAAUGGCGGCAUGGAGGUAAUCGACACCACCCAGUGGCAGGAUUGCCUGGAGUGUUAUUGGAAGUGUUUUCACCCACUCUUCCCGAUCGUCCAUCGCCCAACUUUUAGCGCCGUAAAACCGUUUCCAUUAAUAUCCGGCGCCAUGGUGGCAAUAGGAUCACAGUACGAUACACGACCAAAUGCAAAAGAGUACUCUUUAUUUCUUUUAGAAGCGUGCCUCAAGCUUCUCACGAAAAGAAGCCCAAUAACAAUACGAUCUCGGAUUUCUGACAUCCAAGCUGUAUUUCUACUCGAAUAUCUCUCAAAACACCGAUCUAGGAAGGCCGAUGUUACCAUAUCUCCCCGAUUUAAAUCUCUAUACGGAACUGUGAGUGUUUCGACAUAUGCAUUAUAUGUUGAUCGAUCGUUGGCUCAUUUCCGGAAACAGUUUAUUCAAAACCGCCACUGGACAUCGAAAAACCCACUCGCUGUUUUCAAUACACUUUCAGAGGACGACAAAUUGGCGGGCCUGGAGAAAGCGUAUAGCUUUUGGGUGGAAAACGAAACCAGACGACGCAUAUUACAAGCCUCUUUUCUCCUUGAUGUUCAGCAAUCGACCCUGUUCCAGCAGCCUUUGGUGUUCCUCCAAGCAAAUCUCCGCACUCCCCGAUCGAAUGUAGGAAAUGUAGAACCUAUUGACUUACCAUUCCCUUGCCAAACAGAAUUAUGGGAGAUUGAAGGGAUUGAAGAAUGGGCUCAGCAUGCUAGGGCAUAUGCUAAGUCACAAGAGAAAUUAACCCUCUCCUCUGUUGCAAGGCGAAUUAUCCACCAAAACGACGACACAUUGAAACUUGAUCCGUUUCAAUCGAACCUGAUCCUGUCUUAUGCUUUGCUAACCAACAUGCGAUCUAUGGAUCUGGAGCUAGCGCUAGAACCUUUCAUCGAGAGGGUGAAACAGGAAAAAACGGAAAGAGAAUCCAUGCAAGGUCCUGGAUAUUCCAUCUCUUCAACACAUCCAAGUCAUACACUUUUCACAUAUCAUUUCCUCCUGGCAGCAUACCGUGCUCCGCUCAAAGCCCUUCUAAUAGUUAGUGGGGAAUCCUGGUUGUUUAAUCAGAAGCUCGCAGACAAAGAAGAAUAUCAGCAAGCCAAGAACACCUUGCGCAUGUGGGUUUCUGGAACUGAUGAACUGAAAAAGGCGGUUUGGCAUGCGUUACGGGCGUUGCAAUACGCCAUCGAUCAUCUAGAAUUGGGAGAUGCUCCGGUGCUGAUUAACGCCAAUCCGAACCUGUCUCGCGUCUCGGAUCUGUUCAGCGAUGGCAACGGCUGUCUAACUCCACUAGACGCUUUUACGCAAUUCAGAGGCAAUAUACACCCGACCGAAAACGCGGUUACCACCCCUGAGUAUCUCGUUGAGGGAUCUGCAACACUCCCUCACCUUAACCGAUCGGGCGCUGUCACCGCAUUGCACGCUAACUGGGCAUUAUAUAUUUGCGCCCUGAUAUGCUGGGCCUAUGGUGCAAAAACUCCAACGACAACAACAACUGAUGACCCUCUGUUUCGCCCUCCUGCUUGCCCAAGAACAUAUGUAUCUACAUUGAUGUUGCUUGCUCCUUCAUGGUCUCAGAUUUCUCACAACUCCAUUCCUGAUCACAUAAGGCGUGAUACCAGUGAAUUGCUUAAAUACGUACGUGAUAGGUGGCUCCAACCCGACAGCAUGGGUGGGCUUCUGAACGAAGGAGCAAGAGUUCUACAACGCCUCAGCGAGAAUCACCACCGAUACGAAGACAAGGCCUGGGAAUUUUGA
Molecule: messenger RNA, 2445 nt
Organism: Histoplasma mississippiense
Lineage: Eukaryota; Fungi; Ascomycota; Eurotiomycetes; Onygenales; Ajellomycetaceae
Exons: 5
Coding region: 1-2445 (814 amino acids)
Biological process (GO): regulation of transcription by RNA polymerase II; DNA-templated transcription
Cellular component (GO): chromatin
Molecular function (GO): DNA-binding transcription factor activity, RNA polymerase II-specific; zinc ion binding; RNA polymerase II cis-regulatory region sequence-specific DNA binding
Source: RefSeq, a predicted model, not a curated record